AUGGCGCCUCCCCCUGCAGUCGGUUGCCGCGGGACCGUUUCGCCGAGGUGCGUGGUGCUCGCGCGGCGCCUCGCCAUCUCUACGGGACAAAAACGGGAAUUGAAUCUGCAGGUGGCGGCGAAAGAGGAGCUGUCUCGGAGAAAGGCAGGCGUCAUCUGCGCCGCGUUGGCGCGACCCACAAAGAGUGGGUUGUGCCUCUUGCAGUUGUUGAGGGUUAAAGAAAAGGAAACCGCCGGGGAGGGGCGUCGUUUCGCCGCACGGUCGAGAGCAGGGAACACUGAGGAGGAGGACGGGGGCGAGGUUCUGCUGGGCCACAUUUCCCAGUACCGCGGCGCGGUGUGUGGCGAAACUGUGGCGUUGUUUGAUUAA
Molecule: messenger RNA, 369 nt
Organism: Trypanosoma rangeli
Lineage: Eukaryota; Euglenozoa; Kinetoplastea; Trypanosomatida; Trypanosomatidae
Product: rab1 small GTP-binding protein
Exons: 1
Coding region: 1-369 (122 amino acids)
Source: RefSeq, a predicted model, not a curated record